Molecule: messenger RNA, 2118 nt
Organism: Penicillium coprophilum
Lineage: Eukaryota; Fungi; Ascomycota; Eurotiomycetes; Eurotiales; Aspergillaceae
Product: ankyrin repeat domain-containing protein
Exons: 1
Coding region: 1-2118 (705 amino acids)
Molecular function (GO): protein binding
Source: RefSeq, a predicted model, not a curated record
AUGGGGGUUUCCAGACUACCAGUUGAGUUGGUCAUCUACAUUGCCACCUUCUUUGAAUAUGACAGCGAUUUAAACUCGUUUUUAAGAACAAGCAAAUUCUUUUAUCGCUUGAUGAACGAUUCUCUAUAUCGACACAAUGUCCUCUAUUUCGGUAGCUCUGCCCUUGAAUGGGCAGCGCGAAAUGGUGUUGAGAGAACUGUGCGAAUGUCACUAGAAGCCGGCGCUUUGCCAAGUGCCUGCGUGGAUGAAGAAUGGCAGCCGAUGGCUUUAGCGGCAGCUCAUGGACAUGACAAAGUGGUCAAGAUAUUUCUGGAUUUAGGGCUUGAUCCAUGUCGAAAGGAAGGGUGGAGACCCCUUACAGAAAGGUUUCAGGACCAGUACGGGCUCGAUGAAGAGGGAUACCCCAACUUCGAUUAUAGGCCUGAGAGUGACCCGUUCACCCUCGCGCUUGAAAAUGGCCACGAAAAGGUUGUACGCUUGCUGAUCACGCAUGGUGUCAUGAGAGAUUGGAACAAUCAGAAUGCGAUCGAUGCUAUCUAUCUGGUUGUUCCCAGUGGGAACCUGGCAUUAGUCCAAUUACUGGCAGAACUCUUUCCUCAAAGCAUCACUGAAGCCAGUCAGUAUGGUGUUAAGUAUCCAUUUGCACUUGCGAUGGAGCAUAAAUACUUGGAAAUUGCUCGGUUUUUGAGUAAUUUGGGGGCCGAUGUAAAUGUUGCAUGCGACAGGAAAAUCACCCCAUUGGCUUUAGCUGCCAGGCUAGGCGAUAUUGAGACUAUCAAGUUUCUCGUGGAGGCUGGAGCCUGUCCGGAUCCUGAGAUGCAUGACGAUGCUACAUUAUGGCCUUUGAGAUGGGCAGCUGAACGUAAGAAAUAUGAUAUCGUGAAAUACAUCCUGUCAAAAAUUGACGUGAAUGCCAAGAUCUCUAAGAAAGGCGAAGACUUGGCUAUCCUUCUGUUUGUUUCGGCACUUUGUGGACUUGAGGGUCUUCUUCGGGAGAUUCUUUCGAGUGGAUAUGAUCCAAACAUCGUUUGCAGUCAUUCCUAUGCUGAUUACUCCUCAAUGCCCCGCCCAGCACUAUCCGCGGCCGCGGGAAGAGGGCAGGUUCAGAUCGCUGCUGUUCUUCUAGAACACGGCGCAGGAGUGUAUGGGGAGGAUCCAGAUGAGGACAUGGAGUAUGAUCCGCAAUAUCAGCCGCUCUUUUCGGCCUGUCAAGAAGGUCACAUCGAGAUAGUGAAGUUGCUGUUCGACCAUGGUCUCGAUCUAAAGAAGGCAGAGACCGAAGGAGACUCUGCUGUUAUUGCAGCCAUGGGGUUUCCUCAGAUCAUUGAUUUGCUACUUUCGCGAGGUGCAAACGGCCAAGCUGAAUUCCACCAUGACGGAACAAAUCCGAUCUCACAGGCUGUCAAGUACGGCGAUAUUGCAUCUAUGCAAGUCUUGCUCGACCACAAUGUGCCCCUUAAACCAUCCGCUUUUUUCGGCUCCAACCAAAGUUUGAUUGGUGAAGCAUCAAAAGGUGAGGGUGGACCGGCUAUGCUGAAUCUUCUUGCUAUGCAUGGUGUGGUGGCUCUGGCAGACGACCAAGAUGCACAGCAAGUGUUGAGAGAGACUAUCUCACAAGGAAAUGCAGAACUCACAGAAUUCUUCCUCAAAAAAGGAUUCGACCCAAAUUUGGAAUGGAAUCGCAACUCGCUCUCCCCAAGAUCAUACCUAGAGAAUGCGUUGAGAGCCAAGGAUCAAGACGCUGCAGAAGCAACGAUUACCGUGCUCCUGCGUUACGGUGCAGAUAUCAGAAAUCUCCAGGGCCACGCCCACGACUUCAUGGCCUAUAGGGGCGAGUCAAAAUGCCUUGCUUAUGCUCGGCUUCUUCUAGAUCGAGGAGCAAAUCCUCUUCCAGAAGAUCGCUUUGGUUUAUCGCUACUUGAGUUAGCGGCCAAGAACAACUUCAAAACAUUUCUUCGUGAGAUAUUGCGCUAUAUUGAUGCGCUGAGCCUACCAUUCGCUGAUAUACAUCGAAACUUCUCUUUGAUCAAGUCGCACCCUGAAGUACGGAAGAAUUGGCAUGCUAUGAACAUUUGGGAGAGCUUUUACUGGAGGAAUAAAUACCCAAUGGCUACUUGA